UCGGAAGAAGCGCGGAAGUGUAAUUCACCGUCAACGGGUUUUUUUUUUUUGUUUUGUUUUUUUAGUUUUUUUUUUUUUAAAUACUUAUUAUCAGCGUCAACAUGGCUGAAUGUAACAUUAGCAUCGACCAGAAUAAACUACCUGGAGUGAAAGAGGUGUGCCGAGACUUUGCUGUGCUGGAGGACCACUGCCUGGCCUAUAACCUCCAGGAACAAGAAAUUGAGAGCCACUUGGCAUCAAACGUCCAUAAGAGCCGUCUGGUGCAGAAGGACCUGCAGGUGGCCAAGAAGCUGCAGGAGGAGGAAGAUAAGAGGGCCAAGAUCAAGGGCCAGAAACAGCAAGGUGACAUUGAGCGCCAAGAUAAUGAGAUUGCCCAGGAGAUUCAGGAACAACUGGUCCGACAGGCAGAGCAACAGCGACAGCAGGAAGAAAAGGAUGCGGCCAUAGCUCGUAAGCUGCAGGAGAAGGAGAUGAAAGAGGAAAGGAGGAGACAGAAACAGCUGGAAGCAAACUUUGAGGAGGAGUACUUUGAGGAUCACGGAGGUCGUAUUGUGCACCGAGGGAGUGGAGCAGUAGUAGCAGAAACUGAGUAUGGGCUGAGCGAGGCCACCGAGGGGUUGACGAAGCUGGAUCUCCGUGCGCAGGAGCUGAAAGACAUGGAGGUGGCCAGGAAACUGCAAGAGGAGGAAAUCAAGGCAAGCAAGGUGCAUGUACGUGCAGCCCAAGUGGCACAGGAUGAGGAAAUGGCCCGACUGCUGAUGGAACAAGAGAAAAAGGAGUACAGGAAGAAUCGGGAACGGGAAAAGGAGAAGGAACGAGAGAGGGAGAGGUUGGCCAUGGACAGGAUGGCAAUGGAAAGGAGGCGGCAAGAGGGAGACUACAGGCCAAAUGUGGAAGAAGUCGUCCGGCCCAGAACACGAGAUGAGUACGAAUACCAGAGGCAGAGGAACCACAACAAGCCUGCCAGGCCUCCUCAGCCUCGGGCACAUGACUAUGAGAAUGUGAACCCUGGCUAUGGCUACUCAGACCAUCCUGUCCCCCCUCGUGCUCCCGCCAGACCUGAGGCUGCUUACAAAGGUGCCCAUAACAAGCGGUGACUCAGGCUCUCUACCAUGUCCAGACAUACUAUCAGUCCUCUUUUGUCCUUUUUUUUUUUUUAUCUUUUUGUUUUCAACCAUUCACACUCUGUUGACCAAAAGCCUUGGGAAAGUCUGAUGAGUUGGCAAUGGCUUUUUUUUUUUUUUUUUAAUAGUACCCUCCAAAGUUGGCCCAGAGUUAAGUGGGUCUGGGAGUGCUGGAACCGCACUCAAUUUUUUCCUUUUUUAAUUUGUAAAUUGUGAUUAAUAUUAUUUCUUUUAACUGACACAACAUCAAGACAAGCCAAAAGAGCAGCCUUGUGACAUGAACUCCCAUGAUUCAUAGCUGUUGAGAUUGAGGAAAUGGCUCCUCAUUUCCUGUGCUCAUUGUGUGCUGAUGUUUGUCCCAUCUGUGGACCAUGCCAUCACAAGGGCUCAAGGCCUCUGCUGGAUACAACCAUGCAAUCUCAGAUUUCCUCAUGACUCUUCAUGGGACGUGCCUGUCUGGUCCAACAUGGCUGCUACAGUGUCUUAGAUACCAACAUGGCAGCUGCUUUGUAUCACCCGUGCUGCAGUUCUGUUCUUUUGUCAUGCUGUGCAACGAGGCUACACAGACCCUAUCCAUGUGCCGCACUGCUUAUGUCUCUGGAGGGAUACGUUUCUGUUGCUGUAGUCAAAAAACAAAACAAAAAAUAAACCUUUUUAUCAA
Xiphias gladius (swordfish) is the source of this 1785-nucleotide messenger RNA. RefSeq names its product coiled-coil domain containing 50a (gene ccdc50a). The record is from RefSeq and is a predicted model, not a curated record. Bases 102 to 1097 code for a protein of 331 amino acids. The transcript has 11 exons. Gene Ontology annotation, cellular component: cytoplasm. Gene Ontology annotation, molecular function: ubiquitin protein ligase binding. NCBI's taxonomy places the organism in Eukaryota, Metazoa, Chordata, Actinopteri, Istiophoriformes, Xiphiidae.